This is a messenger RNA of Tricharina praecox, 1626 nucleotides long. RefSeq names its product malate synthase. Bases 1 to 1626 code for a protein of 541 amino acids. Gene Ontology annotation, cellular component: peroxisomal matrix; cytoplasm. NCBI's taxonomy places the organism in Eukaryota, Fungi, Ascomycota, Pezizomycetes, Pezizales, Pyronemataceae. The record is from RefSeq and is a predicted model, not a curated record. Gene Ontology annotation, molecular function: malate synthase activity. The transcript has 6 exons. Gene Ontology annotation, biological process: glyoxylate cycle.
AUGUCCCCACCAACCGACACCCUCCUCGUGGACGUCAAAGUCCUGGGCACCGUCAGCGACGCCGCCAGCAAGGUCCUGACGAAGGAAGCGUGUGCGUUCCUCGCAACGCUCCACCGAACCUUCAACGAGACCCGCCAACAGCUUCUGCAGGCCCGCGUGGUCCGCCAGGCCGAGAUCGACAAGGGAAUCCUGCCCGACUUCCUGCCCGAGACCAAGCACAUCCGUGAUGACCCCACAUGGCGGGGAGCCGAUCCGGCGCCGGGCCUGGUGGACAGAAGGGUCGAGAUCACUGGCCCCACUGACCGCAAGAUGGUUAUCAAUGCGUUGAAUUCCGAUGUGUGGACGUAUAUGGCGGAUUUUGAAGAUUCGAGCUCGCCAACAUGGGAGAACAUGAUCAGUGGCCAGAUUAACCUCUACGACGCGAUCCGCCGACAGGUCGACUGCAAGAUCGGCGGAAAGGAUUACAAGCUGCGAACCGACCGGCCAUUGCCGACUCUUAUCGUCCGUCCCCGAGGAUGGCACCUUGAAGAGAAGCAUUUCGUAGUCGACGGUACGCCCAUCUCGGGUGGUCUCUUCGAUUUCGGUCUGUACUUCUUCCAUAAUGCGAAGAAGCUUAUCGAAAACGGCCACGGACCGUACUUCUACCUGCCCAAGAUGGAGAGCCACCUCGAGGCUCGCCUCUGGAACGAUGUGUUCAACCUGGCUCAGGACACUCUCGGAGUCCGCAGGGGAACCAUCCGUGGAACUGUGCUUAUCGAGACCAUCAUGGCCGCCUUCGAGAUGGACGAGAUCAUCUACGAGCUCCGCCAACACAGCUCCGGGCUGAACUGCGGGCGCUGGGACUACAUCUUCAGCGUGAUCAAGAAGUUCCGCAACAACCCGCAGUUUGUCCUGCCCGACCGCAGCUGCGUGACCAUGACCGUGCCGUUUAUGGACGCCUACGUCAAGCUCCUCAUCAAGACCUGCCACAAGCGCGGCGUCCACGCCAUGGGCGGAAUGGCCGCACAGAUCCCUAUCAAGAACGACGAGGAGGCCAACAAGAAGGCCAUGGAGGGUGUGUACGCCGACAAGCUCCGGGAAGUCCGCGCCGGUCACGACGGAACCUGGGUCGCGCACCCCGCGCUCGCCAAGAUCGCCUCCGACGUCUUCAACCAGCACAUGCCGACGCCCAAUCAGAUCUUCAAGCGCCGCGAGGAGCUGCAGGUCGCCGGCUCGGACCUGCUGAACAUGAACAUGCCCGGCGCCGUGACCGAGGAGGGCAUCCGCAAGAACCUCGUCAUCGGCCUGUGCUACAUGGAGUCGUGGGUGCGCGCCGUCGGCUGCGUCCCCAUCAACUACCUGAUGGAGGAUGCGGCCACCGCUGAAGUGUCCCGCUCGCAGCUCUGGCAAUGGGCGAAGCACAACACCGUCACCGCGGAGGGAACGAAGGUGACGAAGGAGUACAACCUGCAGGUGCUGAAGGAGGUGACCGAGGACCUGGCGUCCAAGGCGCCCAAGGGCAACCGGUUCUCGACCGCGGCGGGAUACUUUGCCGCGCAGAUCACCGGCGAGGACUAUGCGGAUUUCCUCACCACGCUGCUGUACAAUGAGAUUACAACUGUGGGCGGGACCGCGGCGAAGUUGUAG